AUGGAAGCUCGCGUGGGGAUAGGAGUCUUCGUCUGCAAUGAAGAGGGCGAAUUCGUGCUGGGCAAGCGACAAGGCAGUAUGGGCGCAGGUACCUGGGCUAUUCCAGGCGGACACCUGGAAUUCGGCGAGUCCUUCGAGAACUGCGCGGUCCGCGAGGUGCUCGAAGAGACCGGGCUGGAGAUCCGCGAGCUGCGGUUUCUAACGGCGACGAACAGUGUUAUGGAAAAAGAGGACAAGCACUAUGUUACGAUUUUUAUGAGGGCUGUUGUUAGUGAAGCGGGUGCACAGCCUCAAAUCGUCGAACCGGAAAAGUGCUCGGCUUGGGAGUGGGUGUCAUGGGACGAGUUCCAGGAUUAUGUUGCGAAGCAGAUGAACUCCCCCGAGUCGGAGUUUCAGGGACGGAAGAUGUUCCUGCCACUUGUGAAUUUGCUACAGCAGCGUCCAGACUUUCGUAUAUAG
Molecule: messenger RNA, 459 nt
Organism: Penicillium alfredii
Lineage: Eukaryota; Fungi; Ascomycota; Eurotiomycetes; Eurotiales; Aspergillaceae
Product: nucleotide triphosphate diphosphatase NUDT15
Exons: 3
Coding region: 1-459 (152 amino acids)
Biological process (GO): dGTP catabolic process
Cellular component (GO): cytosol
Molecular function (GO): 8-oxo-7,8-dihydrodeoxyguanosine triphosphate pyrophosphatase activity
Source: RefSeq, a predicted model, not a curated record